UACACCACGGUAAUUGCCAACGGCCAAUCGGUAUCGUUGUUUGUCUUUAAUUGCUAUUACAAUUUGCUAUCAAGUAUUAUUAUUGGAGAUAAAAACAAAGAUAUAUUAUACUAAAUAACUAUAUAAUCUCUAAUAUAUUUUUAGUAUUUUGUUUAUCUAUUAAUUAAACACCCCGAAAAGUUUUUUUUUUACAUAAUUUAUAUUAUAGAAUUUUAUUGCGCUUAACUAAAGGUCGGACACCUUUAGUCAGAAUAAUAUUUUUUUAAUGGUCUUUGUUAAUUAUUCAUUAUCACAUGUCGUUCUAACUGUUUGAGCACUAAUUACUGUUGCAAGAAUUUUUACCUUAUCUUAUUACUAUGAUUAACAGUUCGCUGUUUUAUUAAUGUUAAGGAUUCUAUUAUUUUGUGAUAAGCCCAAGUUUACUCAAAUAUUCCAAAACAAAAACUAAAAUGAGUGAGCGACCACAGCCAUUGAAAGCCGUUAAUAAAUUCUUUGAUGGGAGAGAGCCAUGGCAAAUUGUAACAAUGACAGCCUCUUCUGUUUUGGCCCUUGUUUGGGCUCACAGUCUUUACAAUGCAAAAGAAAGUCCUACAACAAGACUAAGGAAAGAGUUCUUUCGAUGGCUCCGUCGCGUACCAAUUGUACGUCGGAAAAUUGACGAGAAAAUGAAUGAAAUCAAGGCAGACUUUCGCAAAGAUGUCGCAAAGAGGCUCGCUGGUGUCAAUGUUAAUAGGACGCUCCCGGAGAAUGGUCUGCCUUCAGAACGUGUUGUAGAAGAAAUUAGGGAUCAUUUGAGCUUAGGUUCCUACGACUGGAAGGGCGGCAACGUGUCAGGUGCAGUAUAUCACACGAAUGAUGAUAUUUAUCGUGUAGCGUGUGACGCGUAUGCGCUAACGGCCUAUACUAAUCCUCUACACGCUGAUGUGUUCCCGGGCAUUAACAAGAUGGAAGCUGAAAUUGUUAGAAUGGCGAUCAAUUUAUUCCACGGAGAUGACAAGUGCUGCGGCACGGUUACAACCGGUGGUACAGAGUCAAUAAUGAUGGCGUGCAAGGCGUUCAGGGAUCGCGCAUACAACAAGGGCAUAAGCAAUCCUCAAAUGGUCCUUGCCACGACGGCUCACACCGCCUUUGACAAGGCUGCGCAAUAUUUAGGCAUUUCGGCUGUCACUGUACCCGUCAAUCCUGACACUUUGACAGUUGACAUCGACGCUGUCAAGAAGGCUAUUGGACGCAGGACUUGUUUGAUUGUAGGGUCAGCACCCAACUUCCCCUACGGUACAAUGGAUGAUAUCCGAGCUCUAUCCGACAUAGCCUUAGAGUACGAGAUUCCCUUACACGUAGACGCGUGUCUUGGCGGAUUCGUGGCGUGCUUCAUGCCGGAUGCCGGUUAUCCGGUUCCCGAUUUUGAUUUCCGGCUACCAGGUGUCGCUAGUAUGUCUGCUGAUACACAUAAGUACGGGUUCGCGCCUAAAGGAACGUCGGUGGUGCUGUACCGUCAUGAAGAGUACAGGCAUGGUCAGUACACGGUCACUACUGACUGGCCCGGAGGUGUCUAUGGCUCGCCCACUGUUAAUGGCAGCCGUGCGGGUGGUUCAAUCGCGGCCUGUUGGGCCAGUAUGAUGUAUAUUGGGAAGAAUCGAUACGUUGACAUGACGAGGGAGAUAUUGCAGACCACGAACUACAUACUUGAGGAAUUGCGAAAGAUAGAGGGUAUCUUCAUAUUCGGAAAACCGGCGACUACCGUCAUCGCAUUUGGCUCGAAGCAAUUCGAUAUAUUCAAAAUGGCCGACUUGUUACACAAAAAGGGGUGGAGCCUGAAUGCACUCCAAUUUCCGUCCGGGAUCCACAUCUGUGUGACCCACGCCCACACAGCAGGAGGCGUGGCGAAACGCUUCGUCAAUGAUACGCGCGUAGUGGCAGCUGAAUGCUUGAAGGCCGGCGAUGCGCCUGUCGAAGGAAAGAUGGCCAUUUACGGCGUCGCUCAGAGCAUCUCGGACCGUAGUUUGGUGUCAGAUAUUACAAAGCAUUUCAUUGACUCUAUGUAUUAUUUGCCCACGGAGCAAGACUACGAUAAAAAAUAAUGUCUUGUAUAUUAAAUUGUUUCUGUAAUAACUAUAUUUUCUACACAUUAAACGAUUAUUUAUGGAAAUUGUGAUACAUACGAAGAAAAGAGUUUAUUUUUUUUAAUUUAAUAAGUUUAACUGUACGAUGUUUAUUUAAAAAUACGUAAAAGUAAUAUAUUGUAUUAGCAAUUCUUGAAAUAAAUGUCUAUUACAUUACUAUUUUGAAAUAUGGCAACUUAUAAUUAUUGUCACAAGUGAUUAAUGAUUAAUUUUAUUGUUUUUGUAAAUUUUAUUUAUAAUUAUUUGG
Molecule: messenger RNA, 2370 nt
Organism: Pieris brassicae (large cabbage white)
Lineage: Eukaryota; Metazoa; Arthropoda; Insecta; Lepidoptera; Pieridae
Gene: Sply
Product: sphingosine-1-phosphate lyase
Exons: 11
Coding region: 450-2081 (543 amino acids)
Biological process (GO): carboxylic acid metabolic process; sphingolipid catabolic process
Cellular component (GO): endoplasmic reticulum
Molecular function (GO): pyridoxal phosphate binding; sphinganine-1-phosphate aldolase activity
Source: RefSeq, a predicted model, not a curated record